AUGAGUGAAGAACACGAUCCGCUGAUGGCUGCUUUUGAGAACGAGCGCUCUCAAGAGGGACAAGAUGGCGACCAGGAGAAGAGCAGUGAGAACGGUAGUGGCGGCAACCACGCAGACCAGCAGCAGCAAGGGCAGCAGCCUGCGGCUGCUGCUCCUGCUGCGCCGGAGGAUGAAGGGGCUCCAAAGUUAGAUCCGGAGCAGGAAGCGCGUGCGAAAGCGUUGAAUGAGUUCAAGAAGAAGUUGAUGGAACACAGGAGGUUCGAUGAUCAAUUGAAGCAACGCCGCCAAACCAUACGAGACCUGGAGAAGGUGCACGACAAGACAGAAAAUGACAUCAAGGCGUUGCAAAGCAUAGGUCAAUUGAUCGGCGAAGUCAUGAAGGAGCUGUCCGAGGAGAAAUACAUCGUGAAGGCUUCUUCGGGCCCACGUUACAUUGUUGGUGUGAGGAACUCCGUAGAGCGCUCAAAAUUGAAGAAAGGGGUUAGAGUCACUCUGGACAUCACUACUUUGACCAUUAUGAGGAUUUUGCCCCGUGAGACAGACCCAUUGGUUUAUAACAUGACAAGCUUCGAGCAAGGCGAGAUAUCAUUUGACGGCAUAGGAGGUUUGACGGAGCAGAUAAGAGAGCUGAGAGAGGUGAUAGAGCUGCCAUUGAAGAACCCAGAGAUCUUCCAAAGGAUUGGUAUCAAGCCACCAAAAGGUGUUUUGCUCUACGGGCCUCCAGGUACAGGUAAGACUUUACUGGCUAAAGCGGUGGCGGCCACCAUUGGCGCAAACUUCAUCUUCUCUCCGGCCUCGGGUAUUGUGGACAAGUACAUCGGUGAGUCUGCCCGUAUUAUCCGUGAGAUGUUCGCGUACGCUAAAGAACACGAGCCCUGCAUCAUAUUUAUGGAUGAGAUCGAUGCAAUUGGUGGUCGUAGGUUCAGCGAAGGUACCUCCGCAGACCGUGAAAUUCAACGGACUUUAAUGGAACUGCUUACACAGAUGGAUGGGUUUGACAACCUUGGUCAGACGAAGAUUAUCAUGGCUACAAACAGACCUGACACUUUAGACCCCGCCUUAUUGAGACCGGGGAGACUGGAUAGGAAGAUUGAGAUCCCAUUGCCGAAUGAGGCAGGCAGACUAGAGAUCUUCAAGAUUCAUACGGCGAAUGUGAAAAAAAGCGGCGAAUUCGAUUUCGAAGCUGCUGUAAAGAUGAGUGACGGUUUCAACGGUGCCGAUAUUAGAAACUGUGUGACUGAAGCCGGAUUUUUCGCAAUCAGAGAUGAUCGUGACCAUAUCAUACCGGAAGAUCUCAUGAAAGCAGUCAGAAAGGUAUCCGAGGUUAAGAAACUUGAAGGGUCCCUGGAGUACCAAAAGCUUUAA
Messenger RNA from Torulaspora globosa, 1365 nucleotides. RefSeq names its product proteasome regulatory particle base subunit RPT4 (gene RPT4). The record is from RefSeq and is a predicted model, not a curated record. The transcript has a single exon. Gene Ontology annotation, cellular component: cytosolic proteasome complex; proteasome regulatory particle, base subcomplex. Gene Ontology annotation, biological process: positive regulation of RNA polymerase II transcription preinitiation complex assembly. Gene Ontology annotation, molecular function: ATP hydrolysis activity; proteasome-activating activity; ATP binding. NCBI's taxonomy places the organism in Eukaryota, Fungi, Ascomycota, Saccharomycetes, Saccharomycetales, Saccharomycetaceae. Bases 1 to 1365 code for a protein of 454 amino acids.